This is a messenger RNA of Spea bombifrons (plains spadefoot toad), 4116 nucleotides long. RefSeq names its product lysine methyltransferase 5B (gene KMT5B). The coding region runs from base 381 to 2957 and encodes 858 amino acids. The record is from RefSeq and is a predicted model, not a curated record. The transcript is spliced from 10 exons. Gene Ontology annotation, molecular function: histone H4K20 methyltransferase activity; protein binding. Gene Ontology annotation, cellular component: nucleus. NCBI's taxonomy places the organism in Eukaryota, Metazoa, Chordata, Amphibia, Anura, Pelobatidae.
CCCGCCGCCAUCUUGAAUGUUAAUGUUUCCCAACAAAUAUAUAUAUAUUUAUAUAUAUAAAAAUUUCCCCCCCAUUCCUGGGCCAUCAUUUGGGGCAUUAACCCUUCCCUUCUCUUCCCCUUAUAUACCAUGUAAUACCCACAAAUCACGCCUCACUUGGUAUUAUUCCGAAGUAUAUCCAAAGUAAAAUAGCAUUAUAUUUUUAGUUUUCCUAAUGAGUCUAUAAUUGUAGGCAACUCUGCGGCUUGCUGGACCCGUCUGAAGAGAGAGGUGACCCCCUAAACAACCUCCAUCCCAAGGUGCAGCUACUCUUCUUGACCUGUUCCCGUGGGGCUAUUUAGAGGGUGACUCAAUGCGACAGGGCCAGUUUGUAUGUUGGAAUGAAGUGGUUGGGCGAAUCCAAGAACAUGGUAGUGAAUGGACGGAGACAUGGAAGCAGACAUUCUACUGAGAGCCAGCAGAGCCAGACCGGUUCCGGAAGAGAAAAUCUGAGGGCCAGUAAAAAUGUUUCUGAUAGAAGAUCCAGCAGGUGUAGUGGAACAGGUUCUGCGUUUGAAAGCCAAAGUCGCUAUGUGCCAUCAUCAGGAAUGUCUGCCAAGGAACUGUGUGAAAAUGAUGAUCUUGCAACCAGUUUGGUUUUGGAUCCCUACUUAGGAUUUCAGACUCACAAAAUGAAUACUAGGUUUCGGCCAAUAAAAGGAAGACAGGAGGAACUCAAGGAAGUGAUAGAAAAUUUCAAGAAAAAUGAACAUUUAGAAAAGACAUUUAAAAACCUGACAGCGGGCGAUUGGGCACGGCACUAUUUUCUUAACAAGAACAAAAUGCAGGAAAAACUUUUCAAGGAGCACGUGUUUAUCUACUUGAGAAUGUUUGCACCUUCUAGCGGAUUUGAAAUCUUGCCUUGCAAUAGAUAUUCCUCUGAGAACAAUGGAGCCAAAAUAGUUGCAACUAAAGACUGGAAACGAAAUGACAAAAUUGAACUUCUAGUAGGCUGCAUUGCCGAACUUUCUGAAGCGGAAGAAAACAUGCUCCUGCGUCAUGGGGAAAAUGACUUCAGUGUCAUGUAUUCCACAAGGAAAAACUGUGCUCAGCUUUGGCUUGGACCUGCUGCCUUUAUAAACCACGAUUGCAGACCUAACUGUAAGUUUGUAUCGACUGGCCGUGACACUGCUUGCGUGAAAGCUCUGCGCGACAUUGAGCCAGGAGAAGAAAUUUCCUGCUAUUAUGGGGAUGGCUUUUUUGCAGAGAACAAUGAAUUUUGUGAAUGUUAUACAUGUGAAAGACGGGGAACGGGUGCAUUUAAAUCUCGAAAUGGACUACAUGAACCAGGACCUGUGAUCAACAGCAAGUAUGGGCUGAGGGAAACAGACAAGCGCUUAAACAGACUCAAAAAGCUCGGGGACAGCAGCAAAAACUCUGACAGCCAGUCAGUCAGCUCCAACACGGAUGCAGACACAUCUCAGGAAAAAUCCAACACUUCAACAAACAAGAGGUCUUCUGCUGGCGCUAAAAAGAAUAGCAAACGUAGAACACUGAGAAGACAGUCAAUGUCAAGAAUUCCAGUUUCAUCCACUUCUACCUCAUCCAAGCCUACUCAUAUAAAUAAUUCCAGGGUACCAAAGAGACUGAGAAAGCCUGCAAAGCCUUUACAUUUGAGAACUAAAACCAGAAACCCAUACAGAAGAGCAGAACAGAAAAACACCUCUAAAAAGCUUGAAGUAGGGAACUUGGUUCUUAAAGAACCUAAAGUAGUUCUGUAUAAAAGUGUUUCCAUAAAAAGGGAUAAAGAGGGCGAGGGACCAGUUAAAGUAAAUGGAACCACUGGUUGUUUAACAAGACAUGCAGCAAGAGAAAAUAAACUUAAUUCAUUCAAAGGUGCUCAAGGGCAUGAGGAGUCUUCAACGUGUACAUAUAUCACUCGGAGUUCAAUGAAAACAAGGAACUCCAUGGACAUAUCUGAUGCUAAGCUUCAACCAAAUACAGUGGAUAGUUACAGAAGCAGUCGUGGGACUAGUAUACAUUUAGACAGGACUGAGCCACAUGGUCAAUCGAUUCAUAAAAAUAGACAUCAUCCAGAAACUCCAAAAAGACGGGACAGCAGAUGUUCAAAAAAUGGCUUUUGUAAGUCUAGAAGAAAGUCAUGGCAGGCCAGGCACACGAAAGAGACCUCCAAGACAGAAAUAUCAACAUCUGGUUAUGACACAUCAAAGAACGAUAAGGCCAUGACAGAUUUAGUAAGUUCUCUUUGUGACUCUGGUGAAAGAAAUUCCAUUAAAGAUAAAUCAAUUGAUUAUAAAGACCUCAGAUCAUCCUCGGAUGAGUGCCCCAUGGUCAGUUCGGAAACCGUAAGGGCAAAAGAAACCAUUCGAACUGUCAAAAAUAAAAAAAGUAGGCGAAUCACUAGAUACGAUGCACAACUAAUUCUUGAAAACAGCACUGGAAUUCCAAAGCUAACUCUUCGUAGGCGCCAUGACAGUAACAGCAGUAAAACAGACAAAGAGAAUGAUGGGAUGAGUUCAUCGAAAAUUAGCAUUAAGUUAAGCAAAGAUCAUGAAAAGGACAAGAACAGUUUAUACGUAGCAAAACUUAACAAUGGUUUUAACUCAGGAUCAGGGAGUAGUUCAACAAAAUUAAAGAUACAACUGAAGAGAGAAGAGGAGAAAAGAAUGUCUUUUCCUGAGGAACUCCACGAAAAUGGAGUAUACUGUGGCGACACUUUGUCUCUUUUGGGAACAAGAAUGGAAGUGGAUGAAUAUGAUCAUUAUGAGGAAGAGAGCAUCGAAGAGUCUACUAGUGAAGAGGAAAGAGAAGAAGAUGACUAUGAUGAUGAAUUUGAAGAUGACUUUAUUCCUCUCCCACCAGCAAAACGUUUGAGACUUAUUGUUGGAAAGGACUCGAUAGACAUUGAUAUUUCUUCCAGGCGGAGAGAAGAUCAGUCUUUAAGACUCAAUGCGUGAAGCAUCUGUUUUUAAACUGACCAUAACCCUCAUUUGUACUCAUUACUUAUGAAAUAAGAUCUUAUUCCAUUGAAUUAUUCCUAAACUGAACUUUCUGUAAAUUUUAGAGACAGCACUUCUGUAUUGUUAGUCCAUUCGAAAUUGAAAUUGUAGAAAUUGUACAGUAUACCGACUUCAAUUUUUGAUUUUUUUUUAUUGUACUUUAAGUCUUUUACGUGCAAUUUUGAGUUAGAAAAAAAAGAUGGGUAAAGAAAAGUCAAACGACUCUCUAGUAGAUCACAGGAGGUAUAUGUACAUAACUGUCCAUGCAAGCCAAUAGUCCGAUAAUGUGGCUACCCAAUCGUACUUAUUUUAACCCAUAGUAACUUUACAGUAUCAUAGAUCACAUUAACAGGAAUCACAGUGAAGACAUAACACAAUUUUUCUAGUAGGUUAUUAUCACCAGCAAUGAUUUUACAGCUUUCAAAAUUGAUUUGCUAGAUGUCUUGUCCUCCUCAACUUCUUCUGUCAGAAGUCUGUCUUAUACUGUAAGGCUAUCCUGAAAGUACUGUCUGUGGCCUUUGUUGGUAGGAAACUUCAGUUCGAAGUCAAAUGAACUGCUUGGAAAGAGAGCGCAUUAAUUUGAUAGUAAAAGAUCCUAUGUUUGCUAUUCCUUUUAGCACAUUAUGUACAGGGGCUAGAAUAAAAGUUUGGAUAUGGUGUAUUUAUUGCUUGUUAUAUAAAUUAAAGACAAAAAAACAUCUUGUAUUUAACACUUUUCGACAAUUUCUAGAUAAAAAAAAAAAACGUUCUUUGCAAGAAUAAUCGGUGCUUAAAUUUCUUUUUUUUCAUGGAAAAAUGCUGUGAAAUAAAAAUGUGACAAGGUAAAAAUGUACCCAUUUCAAUGCAGCUGUCAGAACUUUUUGUUUAAUUUUUUUUUUUCUGUUGCACUUUACAAAGCUACAACAGAAUUUAAAAUGUACUGGCAGUAUGUCAUGUUGUUCACCUUUGUAUAGACUUACAACUGUAUAUACUAAUGUAAAUAAGUGUGUUGUGAGGAUUUUUAUGUUUUUCUUUUCCUGUUUUUCCAUAAAGAACUGAUUUACCAUACUAGAAAAAAAAAAGUUUUUAAGUUAAAUACUCAUGCCAAUAAAAUAGGAAAUUGUAAACCUACAUUAAA